Molecule: messenger RNA, 1719 nt
Organism: Lodderomyces pseudojiufengensis
Lineage: Eukaryota; Fungi; Ascomycota; Pichiomycetes; Serinales; Debaryomycetaceae
Exons: 1
Coding region: 1-1719 (572 amino acids)
Source: RefSeq, a predicted model, not a curated record
AUGUCAUCAGAUUUAAGGAAAACUACUAAGGAGCAAGGUAUGUUUAUACAAAAAAUAAAGAUUGAUACAAAAAUACCAAAUGCUAACUCUUUUCAAGACCACAAAUCAUUUGAGUCUAUACUACCGGACUUAUUCAAAGUUUAUGAACAAACAAAUGCUGCCAUAUUGCAGGAAAAUGCUAUACCAACAAAAAUCAGAGAUUUCAAAGAUUAUACAAGUAUAAAGAGCAAAUAUGAGAAUAAUGAAUAUGCUUCAUCACCGUACAAAUUGUAUAAUGACAUCAAAGAGGUUUCUUCAAAUUUAAUAAAUAAGGACAACAUUGGAUCGAAAGAGUAUACAGAAAUUGAUUUCUUCUAUAAAUUUGCAACCGAAUUAUUACUAAGAGAAGUAGGGAAUAUAGUAGAAUCAUAUCUGUCCCAAGAGAUCAUCAAAAAUGAUCUCGAAAGUCAACUAGAAGAAGAUUUUAAUCAAAUACUAAACUCAUAUACCCUAGAUAAUGGUGAAAUAAUAACCUUCAUAUCCAAAUCAGAAGAGAUCGAUCAAAACGUGCAAUCAAGCAUAUAUAAUCCACAUCAUCCACCACCAAUAAAACAGAAAAUCCAACCACUAUUUUCAUCAAUAAUCAAAAAAUCGAGUCUAGAUAAUAAACCAACUUUUGUCAAUGAGCCAUUUUCGAUAUCCAAAAUAACUCCAUCUAUAAAGGAUAUUAAAACCAAUUCGUUGCUUGAAUCUGUAUCUCAACCAAGUCCAGCUUUGUAUUCUCCUUUGAAUGAAACACCUCAGAUACUUGCAGGUUAUUUUCAUCCAACUUGGUAUACAGUCGCAAUGCCAACAUGGUUGAACCACAAAGCACUUCAAUUAAAGUCCAAGCAAUUAGAUGUUAGUAGCAAUUUGCCACAAUUGAGUAUCUUCAAUCAAAACCAACAAGAUCAAAUGAUGUCAUUGAAUUCAUCAUCUAGAAACUUGCCUACCAUCUGGGGAUCGGGAGAAAUAUACAGAUCAUUUGCUCCUCAUGUUGACAGCUCGAGCACGGCUGUAACUGACAGGCUUAGAAGCACCAUAUGGUUAAAUCAUAUAGGAAAAGAAACUAUUGCUCGAUUGAAAAAGAGAUUUAUCAACCGUGUAUCUGGCAAGUCUGCUAUACCUUUACCUGCAUCCGAAUCUGAGGAUGUUCAAAUGAAAGAGUUAGAAACUGAAGAACAUAACAAUAAGGAUGUUGGAUUUAGGGAUGUCGAAAGUCAGUCCACUGAAAUUGAUUUAUCUAAAAUUUACAAAUGGGACCCAUUAGAGAUGGAAAAUUUGAGGUUUUUGAAAGCUCAUGAAAAGGAUAUAAGAUCACCUUCCAAAUUACAAAAACUUAUAUCCGACAAUUUGUUGAAAUUAAAUGCAUUACGUCAAGAUAGAUAUCAUAGAAGUGACCCAAGAAAUCCCUUAUCACCAAAUGAUGAAGAAAAGCAACUCCACAACAGGCUUCAGCGUUUAUUUAUAGUGGCAAUAAAAUUGUACAAAAUUCAACCCAGUGAUUUCAAAAGUAAAAUCAGUAACAAACUUCCAGUCUUGGUUAGCGAAUAUGCUGGUUCUUUACCAGGUAUACCCAAUAGUAGUGCAAUAAAUGGAUCCUUGGUGCAAACAAAUAACAUCGCAAAGCCAAGCAGUAGGUUACAAGGUUUAAGAACUCCAAGUGCUAAAGGUGGAAAAAGAAUAAAUUUUAGGCAAUGA